UAAUGCCACGGAAGACGGCUAUUUCUAGAGGGAGAAAGCGAGUCGAGUGAGAGAGAGAGAUGUACUUGAAGAAGGCCCUUUGGGCGAAGGAAGUAGCUUCGAAGGUGUCGCCGGAAUCGGAGCCGCAGCAGCAUUCUGCGGCUAUGGUAGUCCAGGAACUGGUUGAUUCGCUGAACCGGCAGCGGCUGUACCGGGAGAUCACGCUGGCCCUGAAAACCGGGCUCCGUGACGCCCGAGCAGAGUUCUCGUUCCUCCGCAUUCGCGGCCUCCGAAGUCUCCUCAAUUUCCUCCGAUCCGUUGCAGAGUCAGACUCCACCAUCCAGCUCUUCUGCCUUACUCAGUCCGUCCCCGAGCUCCGAGUGGUUCCGGCUUUGUUCCAACAUUCACUAAAAGAGCCACAAGACGAGAUAGUAGCAAAUUUGGAUCAUUUAUUUGGCGUAGAGCCUUUGAAGAUAACUAGUCCCUCAACUGAUGCCGAAGUGGCACUCGCGCUGCGGGUCUUGGAAGGUUGUUGCCUGCUCCAUAGAGAGAGCACAGCUUUGGCCCAUCACCAUAAGGCAAUUCAGGUUUUAAUUAACAUAUUAUCAACUCGUGGAGUACUUGAACAAGGUGCAUGCUUAGAUGCGUUAAUCUCAAUAAUGCUGGAUUCAACUGCCAAUCAAAUGGAUUUUGAGGCAUGUAAUGGCAUCGAGGAAGUUGCAGAGCUCAUAAGAGACAAACAAUUGGAUGAAAAUCUCAGGUUGAAAUGUGGUGAGUUCCUGUUGCUACUCAUAGGGCAUGUAAAUGGGAGGGAAAAGCCUCCCUUGGCAGCCAUACACGAAGACAUAAGCCGACUUCUAGGAGAGAAAUCUGCCUCCUUGAUAUGGGCAGCGAGCCAAUUUGGCUCCACACUGGAUCCCAAGGAAAGACUGACGGCUUUGCACAUCCAAGCUGGAAGGGUGCUUGAGUCACUCGAUCUGUACUAAGUCUUGACAUCACUAUGCCUGUACUGAAUUUAACAUAGGAAUGUUGCUUUCAACCAUUCUGGCGCUACCAGUGGUGUUUGCCAUUAUUAUGUUGAAGAUACAGAUAGAAAAAGCACAUUUUUUAUUUUUUAAAUUUCCUCUGUCUGUAUCAUGUUUGACUGACUAUUGGGUGAAAAGGCUAGUAAUCAAGGAAGAAUGUUUCAGAAGCUA
Juglans microcarpa x Juglans regia is the source of this 1175-nucleotide messenger RNA. RefSeq lists its product as uncharacterized. Lineage: Eukaryota; Viridiplantae; Streptophyta; Magnoliopsida; Fagales; Juglandaceae. Bases 60 to 965 code for a protein of 301 amino acids. The transcript is spliced from 5 exons. The record is from RefSeq and is a predicted model, not a curated record.